This is a messenger RNA of Oncorhynchus kisutch (coho salmon), 1554 nucleotides long. RefSeq names its product proline-rich receptor-like protein kinase PERK9. The record is from RefSeq and is a predicted model, not a curated record. Lineage: Eukaryota; Metazoa; Chordata; Actinopteri; Salmoniformes; Salmonidae. The transcript is spliced from 5 exons. The coding region runs from base 484 to 1290 and encodes 268 amino acids.
AAUGUAUUGCAUGUACUGAAUAGGUUAUAUAACUUAUAUGGUGAAGGGGGGUCAAGUGGUAACCAAGGGCAACAACCCCUGAACCUCGAGCUGAAAAGGACGUAAAUUAUUAAUGUGCGCGGAUGGAGGAGAGCAUGAAGUGUAGCCCUGAAUUUGGCACAGACCGGACUUCGGAGUGCCAGAGUGUGUGUGUUUAGUGCUUUGGUGUGUUUGUAUCCUAUUGACAGCACUUGGGAGUGUCAACGAGUGAAAGCUGCGCGGGCAUCGUGUGUUGUGUGAAUGGCGGAUGACUAGGCUCUGUACAAAAAUCGGUCACCUGUUCGCACCGCAGACUUUGCCCAGUGAGGGAGUGUGUACGGAAAUUCUGUAACAGGCAGCUGGCAAGCGAAACUAGCAGCGGAACGGGGGCGCCUGUCAAGCGCGAGCCGAUCGCCGAAGCGCGCCAGGGUUAUAGGCUAGAUUCCCACUGAUACCGCUGCUGCCAUGAAGAGGAGGGAGUAUCCAGUCGGCGAAGUCCUCAUCAUUCCAAUGACAUCGACUUCACCUUCACCCCAGGACUCAGCUCGACCCCAAGCCCUUCCCCUCCAGCCCUCUUCCCCUCCUCCCCCUGUCUCCUCCCCUCCUCCCCCCCUUUCUCUGUCCAAUCCCCAGCUCCAGGCUGAGUUUCUGAGGAUAGCUCCCAGAGCUGCCUCCCCUGACAACAACUCGGCUAGAUCCCAAAUCCUUCCCCUCCAGCCUUCUCCCCCCAUCUCCACCUCUGUGGCUCCCCACUCCUCCCUUCCUCCCCCUCUUUCCUCCCCUCCUCCACCCCUCUGUCUGUCCAGUCCCCAGCUCCAGGCGGAGUUUCUGAGGAGAGCUAGCCGUGGUCUCAGAACUGUCUCCUGCGACACCGACGAUGUCCUCACCUCCCCCAGCUCCCCCCUGGUUUCACCCUUUACCUCCACCACCACUUCCCCCCUUACCUCCCCACCUCAGCCCCUCUCCCCCACCUCUCCCUUUAGCUCUCCACCACAGCCCCUCUCCCCCUCCACACCCACUACAGAGGGCUGCGCUACUCGCCUGUCCCUUUCCAGUCCUGAGCUGCUGACAGAGCUGCGUCGGUCUCAGUCCCGUCCUAUGAAGCACGUCUCCAUCUCUAAAGGACUCACCACUGUCUUCUGUGGACGGGGCAGGGGCGUAACGACUCCUAGCUCUGCUCCUGCCUCAGGAGCAACCAACCAGACACUCCGCUCAGACUCCACGGCCAAUGGAAGAAGACAGGCGGGUCCCAAGCUGUCCAAUGGGACAUAGCGUUAGACUAAGUUAAAGUGCCUCUGAGGAAACCAGCUGCUGUAUAGUGUCAAUGUUAUUGAUAUUAAUGAAAACCAGUAGUACGGUGGCCUGAAUAUGAUACAUGAUCAAACACUAUCUAUACUGCCAUGUGCCAACAAUAAACACAAUGCAAACUAACCGACAGACGGACACACUGUAGCUCUUCAUGUAAGACAUGGAGAGCAAUGUGUUGAGCUGAGGCAUGCCGCUCUCUUGAAAAAUAAAUUAUAAAAUGUAUCAUAA